Messenger RNA from Rattus norvegicus (Norway rat), 27274 nucleotides. RefSeq names its product adenylate kinase 8 (gene Ak8). NCBI's taxonomy places the organism in Eukaryota, Metazoa, Chordata, Mammalia, Rodentia, Muridae. Gene Ontology annotation, cellular component: sperm flagellum; cytoplasm; cytosol. Gene Ontology annotation, molecular function: AMP binding; nucleobase-containing compound kinase activity; ATP binding. The record is from RefSeq and is a predicted model, not a curated record.
UUGGCGUCCUAGCAACGCCGUUACUAAGGAGCGGCUCGUUGUCCGAAACAUGGAUGCUACCUCGGCCCCGCACCGCAUCCCCCCAGAAAUGCCUCAGUACGGGGAAGACUACCACAUCUUCGAGAUGAUGCAGAGCAUGCUGGAGCAGCUCCUGAUUCACCAGCCAGAGGACCCCAUCAGCUUCAUGAUCAGUCACCUUCGCAGGAACAACGAUAAUGUGCCGAGAGUUGUGAUAUUAGGUCCGCCUGCCUCAGGGAAAACCACCAUCGCGAUGUGGCUCUGCAAACAUCUGAACAGCAACCUCAUCACCAAGGAGAACUUAUUAGAGAGAGAGUUUUCCCUCCUGUCUCUGGAAGCCAAGAAACACUACCAGGUUUACAAGAGAGUGCCCAAUUCGACUCUUGUCAGCCUGGUCCAGGAGCGUCUGAAUGAGGAUGACUGCCUCAGAAGGGGCUGGAUCCUGGAUGGCAUCCCCGAGAGGCGGGAGCAGGCUCUGAUGAUCCAGACCCUGGGACUGGCACCCAAGCACGUCAUCGUGCUUAGCGCUCCAGACUCCGUCCUGAUCGAGAGAAAUGUGGGGAAACGGAUUGAUCCUGUCACUGGAGAGAUCUAUCACACCACCUUCGACUGGCCCCCUGAGCUUGAAAUACAGAACAGGCUGAUACAGCCAGAAGGCAUCUCGGAGAUAGACACAGCGAAGAAGCUGCUGGAAUACCACAGGCACAUCAUCAGGAUUCUUCCUUCCUACCCUAAAAUCCUGAAAACUAUCAGCUCAGACCAGCCAUGUGUGGAUGUCUUCUACCAGGCUCUGACCUACGUCCAAUCUGGCCACCGAUGUAAUGCCCCGUUCACCCCCAAGGUGCUGCUGUGUGGGCCAAUGGGCUGUGGGAAGAAACUGCAGGCUGCCCUUCUGUCCCAGAAAUAUGGCCUCGUGAACAUCAGCUGCGGGCAGCUGCUGAAGGAAGCUAUGGCAGCCGAAUCGAGCCUUGGGGACCUCAUAGAACCAUUCUUUGAAAAGAGGAUGACAGUUCCAGACAGUAUCAUCACCAGAGUUCUGACUGAGCGUCUGAAGCAACAAGAUUGCAUCCAGAAAGGGUGGGUGCUGCACGGCUUCCCAAGAGACCUGGACCAGGCCCGGCUGCUGAACUCUAUGGGCUACAGUCCCAACAGAUCCGGAAUGUCAAACAGUUUUCUGGGAAGCUUUACUGAGGCAGGAGGAGCCACCUAGAAGCCCACAGCCCCAUCCGGUGGACAGGUGAUGCAGACGGAAUGCAAAUAGGAAAGUGAGCAGAGCCAGUGUUCACUGCUCUCUGCUCACUGACGAUGGAUGCCUCGUGACAAGCUGCUACAUGAUUCUGCCUCCAGGGCUUCCCUACCAGGAUUGGCUGUAUCCUUAGACAGUGAGCCGAAAUAAAUACUCUUUCCUUAAGUUACUUCUAACCAGGUGUAGGGUCAUAGAGAGAAGACUGGUUGGUACAAUUUUCCAAGUGCAUGUGGCAUUUGGAGAGAAAGAAAUGGCCUUCUGGACGUUGCAUCAGCAACUGCUAAACCUCAGGGCCAGGAAUUGCCCCUCUGCCCAGCUUCAAGGCCCCGUCUCUUCUCUGGCAAAGCCAGCUCAUUCUCCCCCCCCCCCCAUGGAUUCCAGGCUCUCAUUAGAGGUCCAGUGCCUUGCGUUCAGUCAGAACCAGGUUGGCCCAAGAUAGCUAGAAGACAUCUGGGAAGAUAAACAGGCCUUUUGCAAGGCAGAAGUCAGAUCAAAGCAAUCUCCUGCCUCAGGUGGAGACUGACAGGUGACCUUUAACAGAAUGGAGCCCAAGGUAGUUGGCAUUUGAGUGGCGCCAUGAUGGAGAUGCCCCCAUUUGAGACAGACAUGACGCUCAACCGUUAACUUAAAUUCAUUUCCUGGAGACGGGCAAGCACCUAGCAAUAUCAGCCGACUUGGGGAAAUGGUGUUUGUUUUUCUUUAUUCAGAGGAGACUCAGGAGACGUCAGUGUAGACUUCAAUUUCCAGCUUCCUCAGAGGUAUUAAAUAAAGUGCUGAUCUGCUGAACCCAGCCUCCAGCGGGAAAGCCGAGGCCCCUGCCAGAUGAGGCAUCACACGGUGGGCAGUGCAAGGCCGUCCUGCCUAAAUAUCAGCUAAACCAUUUAAUAUCAAAAACUCUAAGAUAGUCUCCCACAAAUAAAAGUGCAGCUUCACUGUGCAACUCCAGACGCCUGGUGGCUCCAGAGCUGCCUGCCCCCGGCUGGCUCUCAGUCAGAGCUUCCACUGGGUCCUCAGUAUGACACCUCUGCUUUUGCCCUAGGCCUCUGCCCUUGGGGAGGGUAUUCCAGAAACAGAGACAGGGCCACAUGCCAAAGGCAUUCCAGGCAGGAGAGAAGUCCAGGCGCUCCUUCCCACCCCACCCCGACUCCCAUUUUGUCCUGUCCCGCCUACUUCCAGUUCCCUAAACAUGGCAUUUCUUCUUUCAGAGCCCUGUGGGGUUUCACAGAUAUCCUGUGUUUCCUAAAGGUCUAGCUCAAACACUGCCCCCUGUAGGAAAGCCUGCUGCGGUCUCUCUAAGCUCCACAGAAGCGCAGAACUACACACACUGUUGUUGGUGUGACAGGUCAGUGGUCACGCCGUGGAAUGCUUGCGUGGCAUACCCCACUUGAGUUCUCAGGACACAAAGGGAGAGGGAACCUAGUACUCGUUGCCGUCAUGCGUCUCACCUUCGGGCUGGAGUGAGGAAGGCUAUCAACAGCCAGCAUGCACUCGACGUACCAGGUUCUGUAGAGAACAAGGGGAGAGGAAGCGGGAAGGGAGUAAAAGGGAACGUAUUGGCUGGAAGGUGGCCAGGGAAGGCCUUUGUGACACUGAACAGAGGUUUGCUGCAGUUAGACAGGUGUAUGGUGAGAUCUGCCUUCUCUGCGUGUUAUUGUGUUGGGGGAUUGAACCCGGGGCCUUAUGCAUGCUAGCCAAGUCUCUACCACUGAGGUCCCAGCCCCAGCCCCCCUGUUUUAAUAGGAGAAGUCAGGUCAGCUGUGGUAUCUCAUGCCUGUAAACUCAACACUAAGGAGUCAGAGGCAAUAGGAUUGCUUCAAGUUCCUGCUCAGCUUGGCUUACACAGCAGGCACAGACCUCUCUCCUUGGCUUUAGACUCUUCUAGCAAUGUCCUCACAUGAUCAUCCGCCUGAGCACAUGGGGCCCCAGGUGUCUUGGAAUGUCUGGGUCCCCUCUUACAGGACCACACAGAGCAUGCUGGCUCAGCCUCUAAUUGCCGAGAGUAUCUGAGUCACACUCCAAAGCCCUAUCUCUCUGACAUAGUUGCCCUCUGAAGCACCAAGAGCAGGAGUUGCUCGUAUUAAUCUCAGGGGAAUAGGUCAGCAUGUACUGAACACCCAGGGGCUCAGGUUAGCAUGUGCGGAACACCCAGGGGCUCAGGUUAGCAUGUGCGGAACACCGGGAGGGAUCUAGGUAAGUCGAGCUGGGUGGGGUGGAGAUAUUGGACCUCCAGCUCAUGCAUGCUCAGUACGGUAGUGUCCCUGGGGUUCUAGAAGGAACUCCAGCCUUGCUUAUUUCUUUGGUGGUUCCAAAUGUGACAUGGAUGGACAGUGGUUGUUCAUAUGGAGCAGUAGAAGGCUGAGAGCUUGAGGGAAUUUUGGUCAGAAUGUUCUAGAUAGAUGGAGAUUCACACCAACCAACUUUCUUCACAGUGUUUCCAAGCUUAGCUCUUCCCUUUCUGAGAAGCCCUUGGUAUACCCCUUAGGGCUGAUUUGGGGGUUUUAUUGACUGCUUCCUGUGAGGCUUUUGCUCUUCACCCUGAGUUAUCUCUCACUAUCCAGAUGAGAUACAGGAAGCCUCCUCCAGCUCAGCCCUGCCGGCUCGGAGAGGAGUUCUAACAUUGCUCACCCCAUUUGACCCUGGCUCAUUUGGUGUUUGUUUCUAGAGCCCAGGGGCUAGGGGCCUUGGUCCUUCAGUAUUUGUGAGGUGACUGGCAAUCUAGGACCCUGUUAUUGCUCUCGGCCUAAACCCAUGGAGCCCCCGUACAUUCCCCAGCUUGUUCACCAGACCCCCACACUUUGUCAGAGCUUGAAGCAGACAGUCACCUGAUGGUAACACAACCAGUCUGGAAAGUUAUCACUUGUGCCUAUUCCUGGGUUACAAGCGGGUGUUGGUGGGAGAGACCGCCCAACCUCCCAAUCCCUCUCUGCUGCUUUGUCACUGUAGGCCCAAGACACUGGGCUGUCUUUUCUCACUGCAUGGAGUAAGGAAAGCCACACCCACAAGUGCCCUCCUCACGGCCCUGAAGAGGAGAUGGAAGCUCAGAGAGCUGAAGCCGGUCCCCUGAGCUAUUUACUGGUGGUUUGGGAUAGGCCUCCUGCCCCAGCUAAGGCUUGGCACUGGCCUCAGUUGUUUUUGCUUUUGCUGUAAAAUGCCAUAUUCUACAGGUGAGGGCAGAGCUGCCCACCAGCCUUCCCAAGACCUUGUUUGCUUCCUGCCCAGCCUUAUGGCGGGCCAUGGUGUUGGAUGGCGUUUUCCCUGGUAUUUCUCCGUUGGUUGUUUUAGCUUUGUGCCAGAUGUGGCACCAGGCAAGAGGCUCUGGGAGGGCCGCCCUCCCUCCCUCAACAAUAAUUAGCCUUGUAAGACUAAUGGAGGAGCUCGUGUCUAAUUACCCCAUUGAAGGCCCAAUUAUGCGAUUAGCUAUAAGCUAAUGAUGAAAAGAGCCUCUCAUUUGCAUAGCAUUAAGUUAAUUGCACCAUAAGCGGAAGGGUCGGGGUGGGUGAUGACGGCAGGAUUGUGUUUCUGAAAGGCUCCUAAUGACCAGCGAGGACUGUCCGCUGACAGCUUUAUUAAUUAACAGAGAUCUGGUUACAGGCUGGAGUGGCAAGUGGUAGGCAGUGUAGAGGCUGGGCUUCUCAGAAAGUAAGAGAUGGGGAUGGUGGGGGCCUUGCUGCUGGUUCUGAGGCUCAGCCCCCGCCAGGCCAGAAGCAAGCUCGCUGGCACCUGCACGGACUGUUCCGGAGAAGUCUUCACGUUCUUUCCGGUUCUUUCCGGCCCUUCUAACGGAGCUUCCUGCUCACUCUGGCUGCUCACUCUCACCUGCUGCCUGACCUUCAUUUACUGUUUCUACGUGAGCCAUGCUGGGACCCAGCACCACCUGUGGUCCCUGCCCAGGGAGCGUCCCACUGACUCUGGAGUCAGCACGAAGUCAGCCCGGUUGCUCACGGCUGCCAGAGAGAUUUUCAGUGGAUAAUCUUGAGAGCGCCUAAAUAAAUAAAUAAAUAAAUAAAUAAAUAAAUAAAUAAAUAGCAAGUUUCCUAAAAACUCGGGUGGGUGGGGCUAGAGCUCAAAACCAUACUCCAGGGAGCAGCAAGCAGGGCUCUGCUGUCUUGUGAUUUUGAUGCCUCCUCCCAGGAGGUUGACCACCAUGAAGUCCCACUGCCCACUAUUUUCAUUUUGCCUGCCACCUGCCCCCUAGCCUCAGGGACUCCAUCUUGGUCACUGUUUGGUGAGUGAGCCAUGAAGCCAGUUGGACGAGUUCACCUGGGCCAUGACCUAGUUGCUUCCCGGAGCUGCAAAACAACAACUUUGAACAAAGAGUCCUUGGUCCUUGCAUCCAGCUUGCUUCUUCGUCUACAAAAUACUGUCGCCCUAUCUGUACCUGGAACCGUACCUCCCUAAGCACCAGGAAGUCUUACACUGUCCGUGUGUGUUAGGGGGCAUCCACACGCCCUCUGUUGGCAGAGGGCUCAGUUUUCUGUUUCCUAUGAUGAGAGUGUAUUUGGUUUAGGCUUCUUAGGAAGAAUUCACAGAAACAGGAUUGCAGUGCCAAUUCCAAAGCUAAUUACUCUUUUAGCUGGAAGGGUCAGGGCUGGAGAGCUGGCUCGAUGGUCAUGAGUGCCUGCUGCUCUUGCACAGGAUGGGAGCACAAGUCCUAGCACACACAUGGUGGCUCACAACCAUCUGCCACUCCAAUUCCAAGGGAAUCUGAUGCCCUCUCCUGGCAUGUGUGUGAUGCACAUAAACUCAUGCAGGCACACACACAGACAUAUAAAUAAAAAUAAUAUAAAUGGAUCUUUAAUUGAAAGGCUGGGGAUUCAUUGAAAAGGAAAUCUUAAGAGAAUAACUGAAAAUUAAUGGUUUUUUUUUUUGAAAGAGGGUUUUUCUGUGUAGUCUGGAAUGUCCUAGAAUUCCCUCUGUAAACCAGAAUGGCCUUGACCUCACAGAGAUCUGCCUCCCAAGUGCUGGCAUUAAAGACAUCAGCCACCACUGCCCAGCAAAAAUUCCUGAUUUUAAACAUUUAAGCUCCUGAGGUAAUAACUCCAAAAAGUGCUCUAAGAACAGGUUGAGCAGAGAAAAGGUGCAGCUCCUGCAGGGCCAGAGGCUGAGUCUCAGAGAGAAUUAAUAAGGUCGGUAAACCUCUCUAGGAAUAGGAUAAGCAAGUUUAUAGUGUUUAUAAUAGACACCAUUAUACAGUCCAUGUAGAGUAUAUUAAAUUAUUAGAAAAAUUAGAUCGAUAACUGCAUAGUACAUUUGGAAAUAUUGACAAAAGGAAAAUAAUGUCUUAUCGAUAAUGACAUAAGAGAUGGUAAACCAAACAACCUCUCUCUCUCUCUCUCCUCUCAGUAUUAGGGAUUGGACCCAGGCCCUCGCAGUGCUCUGUGCUAUGAAUGACCACCUCAGCCACUCCAGUUAUCCUAAUUACUUACAACUACAGAAUGAACUGAAUCAAACACAAAUUCCCCUCCCCCCACACCAGGCCAUUUUUUUCUUUCUUUUUUUCAGAGCUGGGGACCAAACCCAGGACCUUGUGCUUGCUAGGCAAGCGCUCUACCACUGAGCUAAAUCCCCAACCCCUAUAUUUUUUUAAUACAGAAACAUACUAAGACAUUCAUGGGAUCCGUCAUCUUCUGAAUGAACACUUUCCAGAAGACAGACACUGAGAGACAUUCUACCAUACACUUAGCAGGAGUAAUAGGAACUGUGAAAGCCAAGGGUAAACGAGGUAGGAGAGAUACAGGCCACUGAGACGCGAUGUGACUCAUAGUUGCCAGCUCCUAAACAGAACAUUAGCGCAGCCCAAUCCAGCUGCAUGUCAGACAUCCACGACAGUCUCAGCAUCAGAAAUUAGUCUCGAACUCACCGUAGGGUUAGCUCUCCAGAGGAAGCCUGUUGGGCACAGCCUCCCUGUAUUCUCUUCUCGGGAGGCUGAGGCAAGAGGAUCAUGGGUUCAAGGCCAAUCUGGAGUAUAUAAGAGGGCAAGCAAGAAGACAGCAGACAGACAGGCAGGCAGGCAGGAAGACUGCAGACAGGCAGGCAGGUAGGCAGGCAGGCAGGAAGACAGCAGACAGACAGACAGGAAAAGUACAUGGUUAUUUCAACCGGUGAAAAUAAGACAUUUAAUUUUAAAUCCAAAACAUCACUGGCUGUGAAUGAAAAGGAAUUCUUAACCUGAUAUAGAAUAUUUUCCCAAAUGAUACUCUCUUAGUUAGGGUUUCCAUUGCUGUAAACAGACACCAUGACCAUGACAAGGCUACUCUUAUAAAGGAAAACAUUUAAUUGGGGUUGGCUUACAGUUCAGAGGUUUGGUCCAUUGUCAUGGUGGCACGCAGGCAGACAUGGUGCUGGCGAGGCAGCUGAGCUCUACAUCUGGACUGGCAGGCAGCAGGAGUAGUGAAAGAGAGACACUGGGCCUGGCUUAAGCAUCUGAGACCUCAAAGCCCAUCCCCAGCGACACACUUCCUCCAACAAGGCCACCUCUCCAAUAACACCAUACCGUAAGCGUCUAUGGGGCCCUUUUCAUACAAACCACACGUAUACCAAACACAGACCUCGCCAGGGAAAUGCAUGUGCUUUAAAAUCAAGUUUUUUCCCAUUUCUGACAUUUCUAUGAUAUAUAACCAGAUGACGAAGCAUCAAUAAUGUGGGCGAGGAACAUGGUCUAAAAGAACCAGAAGCCCCCAUGUGUGGAUUUAUGGUCGUGUACUUUAAGAAAACCUGGAAGGCUCUAUGGCAGGUCUGCGGAUGUGGCUCAACUGGUCCAGUGCCCGCCUAGCACACAGGAAGCCAGAUUCAAUCCCCGGUGCUGCAGACCUGUCCUCCUCAUCUGAGAGCCGUGGGCUGGGGGACCAGGUUAUCCCAAGCCAUAUACAGAGCUGGAGGGCAGCCUGUGACACACGAGACCCAAGAGAGCCUACAGACCCCACUUACUCUAAAGAUACUGUUUAAAGGGGGAGGGGCUGGUGAGAUCACUCAGUGAGCACUUAGUUGGCAACUGGAUGGCCUGAUUUCGUCCCCAGAACCUGUGUAAAGGUGGAAGGGAAGAACUGACUCCAUAGAGUUACCCUCUGGCCUACCCAUAUAUGCCCACAAUAAGAAAUAUUCUAAAAGAUUCCGUGUGCUGGAUGUGACGAUGCACAACUAUAAUCCCUGUAUCCAGGAUGCAGACGGAUCUCUGAGUUCCAAGCCAGCGAGGGCUGCAUGGUUGGUGGUGGUGAGGGUAGUGGAUGUUUUUGAGCUCAUUCUGUGAUUUAUGUAGAAAAGCAGAGAGGCAAGAAUAUUCCAGAAGAAAGGCCAAGUGGGAGGGCUUGCCCUGUCAAGCACCAAGGCUGUCUGAGAUAUUAGCUACCAACACUAGAGUAAAUCCUUUGGCCAACACGAGAGUGCAGAGCCGAGAAACAGCUCAUGCCUGUAAGUACUCCUUGAUGUGGACAGAGAAGCAGGACCCGGUGUGAAAACAUGAGUUUCCCCACAAAUGAUGUUAGAACGGUUUUGAAUACAUAUGGGGAAGGCUGAAUCAGACAAGCAUUUAUAAAGAAUGGAUGUCCUCCCAAGUCAUCCAUAGCCUGAAUGGGAAAGGAAAAGGAGUCUAGAGUUCUUAGAAUGCAGAGGGAAUGACUUGCAACCUUGGAAUAGAGAGAGCAUCCUAAAACAGGCCUCAGAGAAGAGGCCAGUGAGCCCCACAGUCUGAAAGCUGAGAAUUUCUAUGCAGCCAAAGGCUGGGUAUUCAGUACUAAUCCCCAUGUGUGACUAAGCGUCCGUCCGACAAAGGCAGCUUCAGGGAGGGAGGUUGGUGCUGACUCACACGGUCUGAAGGGAUGGCAGCAGGAACUGGGGACGUCUGCUCACAUUGUCUCACACCCAGGGACAGAGAGAGAGAUGAAUGCUGUUGCUCUUGCUUCCCUCAAGGACACCUCUCUACACAGAUGUGUCCCGAGGUUCGUUUCUAUGGGGAUUUGAAACCCUUUCACCUUGACAAUCACAAUUUACCAUCACAGGACCAGCAAGACGGCUCAACAGGUAGAGCUGCUUGCCGCCAAGCCUGGGGACCUGUGUUCAAUCUCUGGGUACCACGCCCUUCUCACAGGCUCUCCCCACCGCACAUGCACACAUAGCUGUAAUUCUAAAAUCUUUACUGCAUAACAGGUUUUGGUUUUGUUCCCCGGUGCAGGGCUUUUACUUUGCCCAGGCUGGCCUUGAAGUAGAUGCAGGUGACUUUGUACCUCAGAUCAAGUGGGGAAAAAUACUCUCAUCCAUCCUCUCAUCCCAGACCUCUACUCUCUUCCCCAGAAGUAGUCUCUAGUAAUGGCUUCUAGAGUAUUCUAGAAAAUUCUUCUGCAUCGAUACAAAUCUAUACACUUGUCUUUCUAUCGAUGGACACGUGAGUGUACAUAGGUCAGAUUGUUCUUACUUUUCCAUAACCCUGUGUCAUGCGUGUCCUGAGGAUGGCCUGGCCGGGUCUCUGUUGGGCUGCUUUUUCCUUUCACUCAGUAAACAGUGAUGCAGUCAGCAUCCUGUCUGAAUACUAAAAUCCCAAAGCGUGUUGUCCCUGGGUGCCACCCACAUGCACGGAGCUCCUGAUGUGCUUAGGGGACAAAGAACCAUACAGGGUGGUGUGAGCCCUGGAGAUGGCUGUGCCCAAGAGCCAAAGGCAGCCUGCAUGUUCAGGGAGACCAGGAUGCAAGACUCACAACAGCAAUGUGAGUGAUGGUUUGGGGCUGGCGAGUCUGCAGCCCUCCUCGGGUUCUCAGUUCAGCUCAGCUGAAUCCCCACCCCCAGGCUCAGGUGGUAGAAAUGUCUGACGGCAGGAAAUGUAAACUCUAGGAAGCCUGAUUGUUGCCUAGGAGCAGUGAUGCAGUGACAGGUUUUAAAUAUGUCCAUGUUUUCUCUAAGACUGACUGUGUACACACAGCAGUUGCUGUGCGUGCAUGUGUGUGUAUAUGUGUGCGUACGUGUGUGUGUGUGUGUGUGUGUGUGUGUGUGUGGGUGGGUGGGUGUGUGUUACCCUUCCCUGUGGUUCAUACAUGGAGGCCAGAGGUGUCUGGGUGUCUUUCUCUAUUGCCUUCUAUCUUUCAUUUACAUUUUUUUGAAUUGUAUGUGUUUUGCCUGCAUUUAUGUCUGGGUACCAUGCGUAUGCACUUCCUGUGGAGGUCCGAAGAGGGUGCUGCAUCCCCCAGACCUGGAGUUAUAGAUGGUGUGAGCCACCGUAUGGGUGCUAGAAAUUGGACCUGGGUCCUCUGCAGGAGCAGCCACUGCUCUUAACCACUGCGCCAUCUCUGUAACCCCAUCCACCUAGCUCUGGAGACAAGGGAUCACUAAACCUGGAACUGGUCAUUUCAGCCAGAUGAGCUGGCCAGCAAGCCUCAGAGAUCUGCCUCCCAAGCACUGGACUCACGACACUGGGGAUCUGAACUUGUGCAGCAGGCACUUUUCCCACUGAGCCACCUCCCCAGCCCUAGGGGUUUGCUUUUUCAUGUCUAUGUAGAGCCUUUAAUCAAUAACAAUCAUUUCUACUCUUAGCACUUUGAGUGGCAAGCUGCAAGCAGCAUGAGACAGGCAGGGAAACAGUCAUGAGAAAAGGCCUUUUGGGGAGACGUAGACUGCCACCUUGGGAAGGGGGAGCUGAUCGGCAUCAGCCAUCUGUAGAGCAGCCUCAGUGGGUCCCCUGAACCUGGUCAGCUCUGCCCUUUUCCCGGAGUUUCUGUUGCUGUCCUAUGGGGAGUAGGUGGGUGACUUAAACACGCCAGGCUGCUAAAUCCUUUAGGAGAACAGUCUUGGAACCAGAGAGAGCUGAUUCUGAUUUCAUGUCAGUAAACAGGCAUUCAGAGUGGCCAGGGCACAUAGACCAGCUUCCUCUCUAGGCUCCUGCACAUGAGCUGACGGCAGAGCAGACUGCUGAGCCCCCGGGAUGAGCACGAGGCUCAUGGGGAAGAGCGAUCAUGGCCCGAUAGGAGAGGAAACAGGAAGGGCAGAGGGUUUCUCCACCCUGGAGCCUCAGUUCCUUCAUUGGCAAGGUGGAUCAGUAGUGUAUGCUAUGUGACACACUGCGGAGGCUCAAAUGAGGCCAUGUACACAGAGUGAAGCGUUGUGGCAAUUAUCCACGGAGAGCGGGAUUAACCAGUAGGUCCCCAGGUGUAGCCCAGAUCGCUCCAUCAGAGAGCUGGUACUGCUGUAUGAAGAAUGAGAAGUCUUUUCACCUCGUUUUCCCACCUCUGCAGGUAUAAGACGGCAGCCAUCUUUCCUUAAACACUGAGUGGGUAGAUAACCUUGUGUUGGAGGAGGCAGGGCUAGAGGCAGCCAUUCCUCAGCUCCCUGCCCUGCCCCGCCAUCACCAUCCCUAGCUGUGGAGAUCUUUCCCGCUAAUGGCCCUAACCCCCGUGGCUGCCCUGGAUUGAAAUGUCAGUCACUUUAGCUGCCCCUGGUCAAAUGUGUUCAGUUGUCAUCUGCUGAAUGCCCACGGCAACCACUGUGGCAUAAUAGAGACAAACGCAGCGCCAAACUGGGACAUGAUGGGUCCGGAAUUAUGUAUUUAAUUCACAGUUGGAAUGGAGUGCUCAUAAAAUCUUGAUCAUGAUAGAGAGGCUAAUAAACACUUCAGAUCAUAAUGAUCCGGGGGUGGGAGGAGUGGCUUGGUGAAGCAGUUAGUUUUAAAGUGGUUAGAGACAGAGAAAGUCAGCCAGGCAGAACUCUCUAGACACCAAUCCAAGGAGUUGUCUCUGAGGCUGGUAAUGAUCUUGAGCCAGCCACAUUGUGGGUGUGUGGAUGCUAAUUUGAAAGGCACACAAAUCGGGGGCUGCGCUGCUGCUCGAGUACAUCGCCCUGUGCCCUAUGCUACAUAGUGGCAGGUGCGGCCUCCUAGAAAGCAUCCGCCUUUAACAGCAUCCACAAGGCAUCAAAAUCUGAGCCUAGAGGGCAGCCAGGUGUGGCUUCAGCUUAGCAGGCCGCAUAUACCACAGCUUGGAGCAGGGAUGCAGAGUGAGGAGGUCUGGGGGAGGGGAGGAGCUGUCCAGGGUAGAGAAUGUGCUCCAAACCUGUUGUGGUCCCUCAGGGGGCUCAGAGCUGUUGUGUCGGUGGGGAAGACUUAGUGCAGGUCUAAAUCCUGUUUCGCACAUUCUGGCCAUGUACCUUGGGCAGCUCUCUCACCUCUGCCAAUUGGGGUCGAUGAUGAGCACCUGUGGUAAAAAGUAAAUGACUCAUUAUGAGCUCUGAAGAAGCCGGCACCCAUCGUGGGCACCCAUCACGUCACGUGGUCAGAAUGAUGUCAUUGGGAAAGGGGGCGUCAGGACUACUGAGUUUGCAGUUCUCCUGCCUUGACUUCCUCAGUUCUGAGAUCAUGGCUGUGCGCUAUCACGCCCGGCUGAGAAGGAACCUGGAGUCAUAUUCAGCAGAGUCAUUGACAUUUUGGGGUCAGGGGCCACUCAGGUUUGUUUAUGCUUUGGGGAGAGUUUGUGACCCAUAAGGCAGGGAAAGUUUUCAAAGUAAGCAACGUGAUCGUUUAACGAAUGGUUUGGGAAGCUGCAGACACUCGCCCACUGGCUCUGCACCCCAAGCCCAGCUGAGGAUAAGCAGAGCCUCCCAGGAGCCUUCCCCUAGGUGCCACGGAAGGUUGCAAGUCUGAUCUGCCCUGGAAGCUGCCAGGUCAAAGCCUGGGUGCUUCCCUCCUCCUCCAGGGUAAUCCUCUGCAUGAGAAGAGCUGUUUUUUCCUCAGAAAGGGAAGGAAAGCAAGUUCGAAGGGACUGGUUGGAAUCUGGAGAGAGGCAACUCUUUUAGUCUCUGUAAAGUUGUCCGUUUGAGAAAAAACUCACCAGCAAUGGGACCCACAGAGGAAGUCUCUCUGCUUGGAAAUCUUGAGGUCUAGAGGCACUCACUGGACAAAGACUGUGAAGUUUGAGGCUCCUGGGGUUCUCUGGUCUGGGGAUGCCAUAAUGCAACUGCUACUGGGGUAUUUCUGUGAUAAUUAAUGAUUUCUGUGAUGAUUAAUGAUUUCCCGAUGUCAGCAAGUGGGUACAAGUUGUUUGUGCAUUCCUCAAACCCUGACGACACCCUAUGGUAAAGUUUGUGUGCCCACAGGGCCAGCUCCGGAGAUGCAAGCCCUGCCUAACCCAGACCUCCUCCCCCAGGAACUCUCUAAGUUGUCUGAGCUCCUAGCCUAUCCACAGCAGGGGUAGCUCACAGGGUGCAGGAAAAACUAACAGACAAGAAGCCCAGGGAGUUCAAGGUCUCUGACACAUGAAAAGAAAUCUGUUAGAUAUUUUAGGCAGUUAACUGUGACCCAAAUAUUGUGGUUCCCUGAGCGAGUGCUGAACCAGGUCAGCUGGACCAAGGGAAGAUGCUGAUCAAAACUCAGCUCAGGUCAGAAGCGACCGGGUUUAGCUUUGAGGAUUUUGCCUUUCAGUGGUGGGAGACGGACAGCAAAGCUGGGAAAAUGUCAACCCAUAGUGUGGGACCCUCAGAGCUGGGAGAGGGGAGAAGAAAGCAGCCUUGCUGAAGCUUUUCCUCCCCAGUACAGCAGGAGGAGGAGGAGGAAGUGAGGAAUAUUGUGGCAGACUGGGGAGGUAAGAGUGGCCCUGUUCAGUAUCCGGUUGAUACUGGGCUGGGGCUAUGGGUCAGUCAGUGACAUGCUUUUCAGUUCUAACACCCUCUUCUUACCUCCGAGGGCAUCAGGCACACAUAGGGCACAUACACAAACACACGUACAAUAAAUCUUAAUGAUAAAACAACCCCUGAGAUUGAUGGUUCCCGAGGACUAACAUCGGAUAUUGACCUCUGAGCCACACACACAUGCUAACACACUUGCACGUGAACACAAAUAUAAACGCACUCCUCACUCUCGCACUCCCAUGCACACAUAGUGUUUGAGUAUUCGUGUAGAGAUCAGAGGUCAAGUUACGAUGUCCUCGGGCGAUGUCACCUGAUUUUUUUGGUCAUAAGACAAGGUCCCUCACUGGCCUAGAGCACACUGAUAAAGUGAGAACAGCUUGUCAGGGGCUCCCAUGACCCCCUGUCUCUACCACCCUGGCUCAUGGAUGAAAAGCAUGCACCACCACAGUUUUCUCCUGUAGAUUCUAGGGAUCAAACCAGGUCCUUGUGUUUGCAAGGCAAGUGUUUCACUGGCUGAGAUGUCUCCUCAGCUCAGGACUAAUGCUGGGAAAGCCAGGCUGUGUCACACAGAUCUCUGGCCCCCAUGCUGAACAGCAAUUACGGAGGAAUAGAAGAGAGGGUGGAUCUGUCCAGGCUACGAGCAGAGCCUGAGGAGGAGAUGCCCGCCACAGGUGACAUGGGAGGCUGCUGCAAAGCCCAGCCCACGAGCAACUCUCAUGCAGGCCCUCAUUGUCUCUUCACACCGCGGGACUCUGAAAUACGCAUCAAUACUUUGGAGGCAGGAAGGCAGAGGAAGUUUGUCUUGGAGGAAAUGAGAAGAUGACGGAUGGGAUCCACGCCCAUGCCAAGCCCCACUCCCACCCCCGUGGGCUCUGUCUUGUCGCCUCCUACAGCAACAACUGACUCUUUGUCAGUUCUCCAUACCUGAGAUCUAUCCCGAUGCCUUUGGUUUCAACGCAUCCUUCUGAGACCUCCUCGAAGACUGACACACUUUAGUUGGUGGACAUUUACAGUGUACCUACUGUGUGUCAGGCACUGUCCCAAGAGCUAAAAGCAGGGGACAUUGAAGGUGCUUUCUGCCCCUGCAGGGGGCAAAUAGUAAAUAUAAAACACAUGUCACCAUCUACAAAGAGACAAAGUGAAGACUCGGGAACAUAGUGCCAUCUCAGCAGAGUCCUAGAGGUGGGCCUGUGUCAACCCAGGACAUGGACACCCCAGGCUAAAAAGCUGGCCUGCUGUGAUGGCUGUGCCCAGUUGUCAACUUGACUACAUCUGGAAUGAACUACAAUCCAGAAAUGGAGGGCACACCUGUGAUCCAGAUCUUGACAUGGGAUGAAGCACAUAUUUGAUCCAAUUCUUGAGGCAUAGUGGCCAUAAAAAGUUUAGACACAAGCAAAGUAGGUACACACCUCUAACCUCAAGAGACAGAGGCAAGCAGAUCUCUGAGUUCAGGGCCAGCCUUGGACAGAGCAAGCUCCACAGAAAGAACAGCUUAGGUGUAGGGUGGUGGUGCACACCUUUACUCUGGGCCACACCUUCUGCUGGAGGACUUUAGGACACUGGAAGAAGGAAGGCUCACUCUUCUCCGCCUGCUUGCAUUUACUUGCCAGCAUGUCUGUCGGAACCUGCUUCUUCAGGAUUCCAGCGUAGACAGAAGACCAGCUGAAGCACUUAGCCUCGUGAGGGGAGCUAGAGUCUUGAAUUCCCCAUUCAUAGCUGCCCGCUGUUGGUUAGUUGGACUGCAGACUGUAAGUCAUCCCUGUAAUUUCCCUUAAUAUAAAGAGACAUUCCAUAAGUUCUGUGACUCUAGAGAACCCUGACUAAUGUGCCACACAGAGCCAGGCCCAGCAGAGAAGCCUGUGGCCAGGAGUGCAAAGUGAGGACCAGGAGGGCCACCUCCUGACUCCUGAGCUUAGCCAUGUGAACGAAGAUGCUACGAGCGCAUAGAAGGGGACGUCACAUGGGUGCGUGGACUGUCCGAGGCCACAGGCAGAAGCAGAGCAUCUGUGACAGUGGGGAGGAUAAGUGUGAACCACUGUGAACAUACUGGGUGCCACUAACUUGUACCCCAUAAAGUGACUUGUCUCACAUCCUGUGGGUUUCAUCUUAGUUAAAAAUAGUAGUGGCCGGUGAGGUGGAAAUAAGAAAAUCAGGAAUUCAAGGUAAGCCUGGGCUAUUUAACCAGAUCGAGGUCAGCCUGGGCUACAUGAAUCUGUGACUCCAAAGCAAACUAAAAGAACAAAAACAUAAGCAGUGAGCAGAGCCUCUUGAAGAGAAUGUGAGAGCGCAUGCGCCAACACCACUGAGCAAAGGCACUGCCCUGGGGCUCAGCCGCGGCCAGAGACUCUUUCCUGGUACAUGGUAACAGCAACCUUCCCACCCUUAGAGUGGGGGAGCUCUGUCCUCUGCAUCCUACCUACACGGAACUAGGUGUGGGUUCUGAAGAGGCCAGGGCUCUUGGUAAGGUGACUGUCACCACUGCACAUUAGGUGGCUUGAACUUGGCCUUUCCGUACCUGGGAUGUGACCUGGAAGAGCUGGAGUCAUUGCAAGCCCUGGCUCCCGUUCUUAUCCUGUCCGGGACAGUGGUACCCAGAACCUGUAGGGAGAGGAUUCCGUUCAGCCCACAAUCAGCACCGAGGACAAAGGCUGGUGACCACUCAGACUCGUCAUGGAAAAGCUUUCAAGCCAAAGAUUGUGUGCGCCGCCCACAGCCUUAGCUACAGGAACUCGUGUGCCCAGUGCUCUCGCUCUUUCUCCCUAACCUGUGGCGAGCUUUAACCCUGGCAAUCUGACCCUAGUGUUCUCAUUGGCUGCCUUCAUUCUCUUCGGCAACAGUUCAAUGUGCCUGGCAUCCUCCUUGUUUUAGCGUGCUGUUUGAUUUCUCCAGCAAUGCUUGUGUGUCAGGAUAGUGGAGGAACAGGACACUGAUUCCUGGGUGCAGUAGUCUCUCUCUCUCUCUCUCUCUCUCUCUCUCUCUCUCUCUCUCUCUCUCUCUCUCUCAGCAAUAACCUUCCCCUCUCCAGCUCUCCCUGGUCUCUAACAGGAGUGCCCCUCACUACAGCAGGUGCGCUGUGGGUUUGCUUCAUGGCAAAACCUUGUUGUUGCUCUCACCACUGAUUCUGACCACAUAGAAAACACGACGCCUGUGUUCCUCAUCCACUUCAGGAAGUCUGUGAUAGCUGCUGGCUGGGAAGGAGAUACUCAGCUCCAUCUGGACAAGGCUGACUACCCAGAGGGCACCACGAAAAAAUAUAUUUUAAUAAUAAUCAUCUUCUUCCUCUUCUUUUCCUUUUCAUCUUUUCUAGUAAAAACACAUUUUGUUUUACUUUUAAUUUUUUUUACUUGUGGGAGGAAAUUUUUUGUUUGCUUGCUUGUUUGGCUUGGCUUGGUUUGGUUUGGUUUUUCAGACGUUUCUCUGUGUAGGCAUGGUUGUCCUCUGUAGACCAGAAUGGCCUCAGACUUAGAGAUCCGCCUGCCUUUGUCCCUGCCCCCACCCCCAGAGUUAGGGUUAAAGGUGUAAGCCACCAGUGCCCGGGCGGGAAAGGGCUUAUCUGGUUCACAGCCACAGUCCAUUACUAAGGAAAUCCCAGAAAAGCCAAAGCAGGAAGUCAGGGCAGGAACCAAGAGGCAGGAAUUACAUGGGUGCCAUGGAGGUGCACUACUUACCCUCGUCCUCUGUGGUUUGCUCAGCUUAUCUUCUUACACAGCCCAGGACCACCUGUCCCAGGAGGGCACCAUCCCCAAAUCGUGGUACCCACCCCACUUUCCAAACACAGGUAGAUGAUGUCUGGUGUGUGGAAGCAGCCACUGUGGGCUCGUUUACCACCUCCCUGUGGAGACUCCACGGGAAGCACUGGGGACAUGGUUACUGAUUGAAUGACAACAGCAGUUGGUUUUCCUAGCCCUGAGGCAUUGAUCUGUACUGAGCUGUUCUGUUCUCACUUACAGCCCCUCUUACACCUGGCAAUUGGGUCUGACUCAUCCCGCCUCUGUCUGCUCCCAGAGUCUGGCAUCCAUGUGUCUUCAAGGAUGCUGAGGAUAAGAUUUUUUAGUGGCAGGUGUCACUCAGGAGCAGUGUAUCUUAGUUCCGUCUCUGAGGGGAAAGAAAGCACAGAGUAUCAGGUCUUGAGGUAUGAAAUCCUGUCCUCAGUAACAGCAAAACAAGAGCAUUCUAAUUCAGCAGCGAGGACCAAGACCGGUCUACACACAUGCCACUGUGCUGUUCCUUUCGCUUCAAAUGGAUACUUUUCCUUUAUUAAAGACAAUCUUUGGGGGCUGCAGAGAUGGUUCAGCAGUUCAAAGCACUAACUGCUUUUGCAGAAAAAUUGGAUUUAGUUUCCAGCACCUACCUUGGGGCUCAUGGCCAUCUGUAACUCCAGUUCCAUGGGAUCUGACGCCCUCUUCUGGCUUUUAUGGGCACUGCACUCAUAUGGGCAAAAUAUUCAUAAACAUACAUUGAAAAUAAAUAUAUAAAAAGAAACAAAUACAAAAUAUUCUUUUCAGGCUCAGGGUGCAGCUUGGAGCGGCAGAGCACUUGCCCAGCAAAUGGUUUCUUCCCCCGGCCUGACACCCUACCUCCGUUACAGUACAAUAGAGUCUUUCUCUGAAGAUUUUAUGGCUAACGUUUCCCCAUCGGUAGAGCAGUGCAGCCACACUAAACACAGCAAAUAGACCUGUAUAAAUACAAAUGGUUGUCCUCUUGCCUCUCCCCUCCCCCAGAUCAUUCUGAGUCACUGGGUGCCUAUAUAUCUGUCCAGGUUUGCUUUCCUUGUUGAGCAAAACCAGACUAUUAUAAUCGACGCCAGUAACACAGCCUUUAACAUGUUUCAGGAAUUUUGUUUGUCUUUUGAGAGUCUCACACUGAAGCCUAGGCUGGCCUCAAACUCAAGGUUCCACUCAAGCCUACCUUGGCACACUGAUAAGUGUAUUGGGUUUGCUUACAGAGGCCCAGGUGAGAGGCUCAGUACAGGAUUAUAGGUGACCCCUUAAGUCUGCCCCAGCAUGGGUGCCAAUGUCUCUGUAGCUAUCUAGGUGUAUUUCCCCCAUCUCCAGGCAACCCAUACACACUACAUUUGGCAGCAUCUCCUGAGACCAGAGUGUAUAUAGCUGGGGUGGGGAACAGUGUCUGGCAUCUCCGGUGAGGGUAUAGACAGCCCGCCUCACCCCUCCUUCUAUGAGGGAAAUCAAUAGGCCUCAUAAUGGUCGUUUGCAAGCAAUUGGUGGCUGUUCUACAAGGCCACAUAGUUUUCCUCUUGUGCAGCUAAUGUAUUCUUACAGAAGAAGUUCUGAGUCAAGAUGUGUGAACUCCUUUGCCUCAGUUUCCCCAUUUAUGCAACAUGAAUACCAUUUGCCUUCCCAGAUGGCAUAAGGUGAUAUCUUUAAAGCCCCUAAGGCAGUGUGCCUGGUAAAUGACAGUUUGGUUUAAUUUUUAAGCUAGAAUAUGUUAAGCCCAGCUUGACCACCCAUUGCUGGCCCACUUCAGCAGAGGCUCCGAGUGAAUAUGGAAAAGCAAGCUUGAGUUUGCAGGUGUACUGGCUGCUGUUUGGGUUCCUCUCACCUGUGGUUGCUGGGUUUGUGCCACCUAUCCAGGAGGUUCCCAGCGCACAUCUCCAGAGAUCCUGAUGGCUGCCAAGGCUGUACCUGUAGGCAGUGCCAGUUGCUUAAUUUGACAGCAUAGUGUGAUGGGGAGCAAAGGCUGACCCAUGCUGUGAGGUGCAGGGAGGGAGAGGGUGGAGAAAAGGGAUGAGACCAGACCCCAGGAGUCAGGUUCUGUGAAAACACACUCAGCAGAAGCAGAUGACAAUCAGGUCAGCCUAGAUGCUAAGCCUGGGGUUAGAUCCAUUUCACCUCAACUCUAGUAGUAUCCUCACCCUUCCUAAGUGAGUAAACGGUGCCUUCUGCUUUUUCCCAAGAAGGGUGUGGCGUCAACAAUAAGUCUGUGUAAAGGGGAAGCUGCUGGUUCUGUACGGUCCUCCCCUCAGCUGUGGACGAGUAGGAGCAAACAUACGGGCUUGACUGAGCUCCUUGCAGGCUUUUAAUUUGCUCACGUGCAUGUGUGACUGUGUGCAUGCAUGUUUCCGUGAGUGUGUGUGUGUGCGUGUGUGUGUGUGCAUUCAGGCGUUCCUAUGUAAUUCUCUCAUGUGAUUUGACUUGGAUGCCCAGAGAUGACAGUAUGAUUCAGUCACUACGGAGGUUCUGACCAUCUGAGGGGAGCUAGAAAACUUUGGGGUGGGUGGAGUCAGCAGGCAGACCCUCCCCCAGGCAUCCAGCUGCUCCAGCUAGGAGGUGGGACCCUCUCUCACCUCCUUUAGCCCUCCCUCUUCUCUGGCACAGGCAACUUCUUAUGCUUGAGAUGGGUACCGCUGCUUUUUUGCCUGUUUCCUUUCCUGAGCCCCUCAAGCAUCCAGUGGCAGAAAUUCAAGUUUAAGUCCAAGUUUGCCGUGAUCUGCAUUUAAUGAAGCCCCGAGUGGCUGCUUUGUACAAAUGGACAAAGUCAGGCCUGAAGGAGACACUUAGAGUGGCAAGUGCCUCCAGGUGAGCUGCCCUGGGGAAAACCAGGGGGACCCUCAGAACCCCGGAACGCUGGAUUGGUACUGUGCUGGGGAGGGCUCCCAGGGUAGAAACAAUACAGGGGGUUGCAAAAUUCAGUUCCCAUCUCCCCUGAUAAAAGGGGGUCAAGUCCCUAGGGUCCCCAAGGUCAUGAAGUCAGCGAGUGGAGUGAGUGUCCCCUAGUCAAACAGAAGACAACCGAUCACAUGCUGAGCCCUUUUAAUCACCUAAUGGCUGGUUGUUGAGCUCACUGGUCUAGGUUUCUGGUGAGGCCAGGCCAGACACUGUAUGACACCCAAGUUUUGGCCUGGCCUCUCCACAUUACAGCCCCAGCACUGACGCAGACAAUUGAAGUAUUUGAGAACAAUGAAAUAUGCAUGGCUAUCUGUGACAGCCCCGCAAAGUCGGGCAAUUAGCUGCGUAAUCUGAGAGGGGAGCUGGCCCUCGGCAGCCCGAGGCUCCCCAUUAGUUAAAUGCAUUUUGUACGUCCUAGUCCCAUCAAAUCAACUAACACUUUCUUUAAUUGGUUCAUGAAUUAUACAGUCACCCCCUGCAUUAUAAUUUAAUCGCCUGUAAACAUUCAUAGGGCCCACCAGUAAAGUGUAUCGGCGCUCAUUAAUUCGUUAAUUCCAGCAGAUGGAAGGGGAGAUAGGACUAACGGUUUUGGAACAGAGCGCCUUGGGCAAUGGAAUAAGGGAAAAAAGGUGGGGGCCACUUAGGUUUUUUUUUCAGGGCUGUCAGAAACUCAAUCUGUGAGCUGUCAGCAGCCUGGACCAGUCCCCACCCCCUCCACGUCCUAGACUGUAGGGAAGUGACUGGUGGAUUCAUAGGGAGGCUUGUCAACUGGCUUUAAACAUCAAGCCAGCGGGUAAACCGAGCCCAAUGUAAAUUAAUUCUUGUCUUAGGCCCCCCUCUCUCUGUCCCCAUGAAUAUUUCAUGGCGGGCGGCAUAAAUAUUAAUUCUAAUAGCUCUGCACAGUGGUUAUUAUUUCUGUUUUAUGACAAAUAUUCAUAAAAUAUUCAAGAUCCUUUUUUAGAACAUUUACACACUUGAUUGUGAAUUUUCCCAGUUUCCUGGGGACACUGUAAACAUAUUGGGGUUCUCUUGAUGGACUCUUCCCCCUUAAUUAAUACCACUGGUUAUUAAUAUUUAAUUGGGCUUGUUUUUUUUUUCCAGAAGUAAAGCCUAUUACAUUGCAGAGCCAAAGGGUGUUUCCUUUCCUUUCUGUGUGUAAACUGGGAGGUUUCUGGCCCCUCCAAGUCUCUGACCCCUGGAGGGGCGGACAAAGGUCGGACUCCUUGCCUUUAUUUUGAAGACCUCUAUUUCCUUUUAACCAAGUGUUCUGGAGACAGCCCAACUUCCUGUGAUGAAACUCCUCAGAAGAGGGCUGUUGCUGCUUUUCUGCAAGGAGUUAACAUAAUUUUGGAGUAAUUAAAGUGUCGGUUUAAGAAAAACAGUGUCAGAGUCCUCAGGCAAGGCAGCCACCGUGUGUGUGUGUGUGUGUGUGUGUGUGUGUGUGUGUGUGUGUGUAAUCUGCAUUGUUUGUCUUUGGCCCCAGGAGGCAGCUAGCGCCAUCCCUCCUGAAGACAGUGAGGAGUCAGUCAGUCCUUGGGCGGACACAGAGCCCUGAGCAGUUAGCCACAUCCUAGAGUUCCGCAGCUUCAGUGUUCGCUGUGCAGUCCCAAGUCUCCCUGAGGUCUGGAAUAUCCCAUCCACUCAGGAGAGUGAUUCACUGUUGUUUGACACAGGAGCACAGGGCGGCGACAGAGUACGCAGAGUCUGAUGGACCUGGAGCGCAGCCUAGAGACAGCACAAAGCCUCUAGGCUGACCCUUGAGUGCCGGGCCACAGCACCUAUGCAGGUAUUUCUCGUGGCGGAGGAUGGGUGCCGUAAUGUGUCAUGUGCUUAGUACAAAUCUCUGGCACACAGUUAACGAAAGUUUUUGAUAGAAACGAUGGUGUUGGUGACUAAGGUGUUGAUGGUGCCACUGUUAAUGGUGAUGAUGAUAUCAUCAAUGGUGAUGACGGCGUUGAUGGCACUGAUGGUGAUGAUGGUGGUUACCAUGGUGAUGAUGGUGGUUACCAUGGUGAUGGUGGUGAUGGUGGUUACCAUGGUGAUGGUGGUGAUGGUGGUUACCAUGGUGAUGGUGGUGAUGGGGUGAUGGUAGUUACAGUGGUGACUAAUGAUGACGGUGCUGGUGCUGGUGCUGGAAAUGAAUGGAAGACCACAGAUUCAAACCGAAGCAAAGAAGCAAAACACUUGAAACCUUUAAGGACGUGGUGCAGGCAGGCAGUGGGACAAUGACUUAGCAGGCCAGAGGGAAGGAGGCCAGAGAGUAGGAAUUAGCCCCGGUAGGUCUCUUGCUCUUGCAAUGGUAACUGUCACGACUCUGGCCUCCUGAAGGCCCAGAGCAGGAGUCACUGAAGUCAUUCCCUCACUAAUUUGGAAGGAAGUAAGCAUGGCACAGGGAGGUCAGGGACGAACAUCUGGAAGCUGAGGGCAAACAAACAUCUGGAAGCUGAGGGCAAACAAACAUCUGGAAGCUGAGGGCAACAAACAUCUGGAAGCUGAGGGCAACAAACAUCUGGAAGUUGAGGACAACAAACAUCUGGAAGCUGAGGGCAACAAACAUCUGGAAGCUGAGGGCAACAAACAUCUGGAAGUUGAGGACAACAAACAUCUGGAAGCUGAGGGCAACAAACAUCUGGAAGCUGAGGGCAACAAACAUCUGGAAGCUGAGGGCAACAAACAUCUGGAAGCUGAGGGCAACAAACAUCUGGAAGCUGAGGGCAAACAAACAUCUGGAAGCUGAGGGCAACAAACAUCUGGAAGUGGUCCCAAGGCCAGGUCUCAGGCACUUUUCAGCUGAAUAGCUUUGUCCAGGGUCUGGAUCUUCAUAGCCUGAGAUGUGUUAAUGUCCUCAUAGUACCACAGCCUCACAGGGUGUUGUGAGGAUGGAGUAAAGCAGUGUAUCCACAGGACCCAGCUCAAAGCUCAAGAACCCCUCAGCCAUGUAGUCCCCAGAGGCUGCAGCAUGUGGCAGGCACAAGAGCCAAUGUGUUCCAGCUCCUGAGACAUCACUCUCUGUAUCAUUCCCAGCUCCGUGCUCAGGCUGUCAGAUAAGCAGUUUGCAGAUAUGCUGGGAGAAUUUACACCAGGGGAAUGGACAAGUGCUGUUACUGCCCAGGCUCCCCCUGACCUGCAGAGGCUAGAUCCCCAGCAAACCAUGAAGGAUGAGGGGGUGUGCGAGCUUGUAGUCCUACCAGUGGCAAGAGAGGGUUAUCUUUAUUAUUCUAUCCACUGGGCUUUUGUUUUGUCUUGGAAACAAGAUCUCACCAUGUUGUCCGAGGUAACCUCAAACCCUUGAGCUCACCAGCGUCGUCUUGUGUCAGUCUUGAGUAAGCAGUGCAGGGUACAGCAGCACGCCUGGCUUGUCCUGGUCACCUUCGAGUGGCAUCAGACAAUUUCACCUCUCUGUUCACUGUUCAUGCAGCUGAAAGUGACCUUGGACUUCUGAUCUUCCUGCUUCCACUUCCUAAAUGUUGGGAUUACAAGCAGGCACCACAUGCCGAUUUCUGCAGUGCUGGGAACAGAACCGAGGGCCUCAUGCUACCUAGGCAAGCAUUUUACCAUGUGUCUUUAGUCUCUGGUCCCAAUGUUAUUGUUUUCAUUUAACAUACCGUGAGUACAUCUCUGUGCUGUGCACCAUUUGUUGUAUUAAUACUCACAAGUCAAUAUCUCUGUUUCUUCAUUUCAAAAUCAUAGUCGUCUCAAACAAGAAGGUCCCACAAAGGACGUUUCCAAACCUUUCUGGGUCGUUUUAACUGUCAUCUUGAAUCAACCUAGUAUCACCUGGGAAGAGAGUCUUAAUAAGGAAUUUUUGAGAUCAGGCAUGUCUGGAGUUGGGGUGUCUGUCUUGACUGUUAAUAUGGGAAGACACAGUCCACAUGGGUAGCACCAUUCCCUAGGCAGAGAUUCCUAACUAGUGUAAGAGAGGAGAAAGCUAGCUAAAAGCAAGCAAGCAAGCAUGUCUUCAUUCUCUCUGCUCUUGACUGUGGAGAUGAUGUGACCAGAUGUUUCUAGUUCCUGCCACUCUGAAAUCCCUGUUAUGAUAGACUGUAACCUUGGUCAGGAUAUUUUAUUACAGCAAUGGAAAUAAAACUAGAACAUCUUCCCAUAUCAUACCAGCUGGGCCACUUGGUUGUGUUAGCCAGACAGUGAUCAGAACAAAAACGUUUGUAUUCUGAUGGCUGGAGAGAUAGCUCCAUGGUUAAGAACGCAGUCUGCUUUUGCAAAGGACAGGGAUUCGGUUCUCAGCAUCCACUUGGGAUCUCACAAAUGCAUGUAGCUCCAUCUCAGGGGAUCCAACACCCUCUUCCAGCCUCUGUGGGAGCCAGGCACACACGUGGGGAACAUGUAUGUAUACAGGAACUCACAUAUACAUAUUGAAUAAAUAUAUCUUCUUUCUUUAAAAAAAGUAUCUGCACCCUUUUGUCAAUGUUUGAUGUUGGUCAAGCUGUAAAGGACACAUGGACCUGUGGCCUGAUUGUACAAGUCAAAGAGGUUACUCAUAGCUUUCAUUCUUAAGGCAAUGCCUUCUCUUUUGAGAAAUAGUCUCUGACUGGAUUAGAACUUGCCAAGUGGGCAAGCCUGGCUAGUCAUAAACUAGAGAAUCUACCUGUCUCUGCCUCCCAGCACUGGGAUAGCCAGCACAUACCUCAGGAAUCUCUCUGUCCAUCUGUCCAUCCAUCUACCCAUCCAUCCAUCCAUCCAUCCAUCCAUCCAUCCAUCCAUCCAUCUAUAGAUAAGCCCUGCAGAUUGGUUCAGGUCCUUGCUCUUGAAAGGAGGCCACUUUAUCUCUUGAACUAUUUCCCAAGCCCAAGAACUUAGUUUUUAAAACAACAGAAUAAUGGGGGGAGUCUGAACAUGGAAUUGAGGGCAUAAAAGCUGCUCAAAUGAAGAUGUUUCAAGCUCACCAGAGCCUAGAAGGUCUUGCGUCCUGUUGGCUUCUUGUCUCAGGAAUGCGGGUCCCAGCCCUUUUCUGACCCAAAGCCUGUAUGAGAGUGCACAUGCCAGCCAGUGACCAGUGAAACCAGAAGGCUCGAGCAGCUGAACACUUUGUCCCACCUCCAUCCUCCUGUUCCUACCAAGCCCCAAGGAUGGCCUGAGAUGUCUUGGGUCUCCCGGGAAUCCUGCUAAGGGAUUUGGCUUUACUGUUGGUGGCCAGCUUGUCUACUGUCAUUUUUUCCUUAAAUUCAUUGCUUUUCUCUGUGGGAGAAUCUUGCAGAACCACCUGGCUCUGACAGUUGGCUUUUCCUCAUUGUCUGGGGAGCUCCUGGGUGGCAGUGUGCACAUGGGGAAAAUUUCUUUUCCUUUCUUCUUGGUGUGAAGGAGGUAGAAAUUUUUAGAGGGCUUUUUCAAAAGAGCUGGAUUAUGCUAGAGUAUCCUGGGUCAUUCCUCCCUUCAACUGGACUGCUGUGUUUGGAAAUGUACUUGGUAAACUGCCAAGAGUGUGCACUAAUUUAUUGGUUAGCAGCCGGAGAGUGAGUUUUGUUGCUUGCCCUGGAGAGACUGCACAUCCCACAGGGUAAGUUUGUGCAGUCAAUUAUGCACUGGUUUCAACAAGAAAUGGCCAGCGGGAGCCCUUAUCUUGAAGGAAUGGGGACUGGAGGUGAGCAGAGUUGUCACUGCUACACACGGCCAGACACACGGCACUCAGGUUGGUAGGACCAGCUGGCAAGGCUUGGCCCUUGAUUUUCAUGGAAGUGUGUUACAGUGAAACAUCUGCAAAGCAAACACUUUAAAAUCCUGGCAAGGGAAGCCUCGUGUCCAGACUCUUCUCAUGUCCCCACUGCUCCGUUUGGACACAGCCGCCCUCAACACUUAAUUCCAGGAAUCUUAGCAGGCUUUGCCUGUGACCCAGGCACCUGCCAGGAGAGCCAAGAAGCCAACAGCAGGGAGUCAAAGCUGUGCUUUGCUGCGAGACGGGGUUGGACCAGUUCGUGUGCUGACAGCCAGCUGUCCACUUUCAGCAUAGGUUUUGGCUGUGAGCAUUUGCAGGGCGGGAAGGACACAGCAUCAACAAGGCAGGCUCAACUCCUGUCCUGGCCCUUGAUGUCCAUAAGCCUGGCAAAGUUUGAAUCCGAGACUGAGUAUCCUCCAGUAGGGUCCUAACGUGUAGUGGAGACUGUGAGGCUGGGAAGUGGCUCAGUCAGUAAAGUGCUUCCUGGGUCGCAUCACCAGAAUGCACAGAAAAAUGCUGGGUAUGCUGCGAUGUGGCUGUAACCCGAGCACUAGGAAGACUGAAACGGAAAGAUCCGGGCUUCCCUGCCACUCAGCGUAGCUCAAUCGGUGAGCUCGCUCGAGAAAAAUGAGAGAUCCCUAUCUCAAGGAAGGUGGACAGAGUCUCUCAGGACCACCCCCAAGGAUGGUUUAUGGCUUCCUCAUGCGCACGCUCAGCAGCUAGGGGCACUUAUUGCUUUGGCAGAUCUGGGUUCUGUUUCCAGCACCCACAUGUCGACUCACAACCAUCCAUAGGCUGGUUGUAGGGGAUCUGAUGCUCUUACGGUCUCUGUGGGCAGCAGGUACGAAUGUGGAACACAGCAUACCUGUAGCCAAAUCACUCAUGCACAUAAAAUAAAAAAUAUUUACAUCAAAAAAACCUAAAAAGAAAAAAAGAACUGGCUCCUUCUGCUUUGUGCUUGGGAACACCCUGAAGUCUGCCGAUGACAGAGGACCGCCUUGGCAUCAUCCUCUCCUUCCCUGUCCCAGAUGGUGCUCCCAGUCAAGCAGUGUGCUCUGUUCGGCGUUUGGCCAUCCUCAGCCCCAGUCUGCUGCCCCGUAUAUGUUUCCUCUUCCCAGC